Cutaneotrichosporon oleaginosum is the source of this 467-nucleotide messenger RNA. RefSeq lists its product as uncharacterized. Gene Ontology annotation, molecular function: RNA cap binding. Gene Ontology annotation, biological process: deadenylation-dependent decapping of nuclear-transcribed mRNA. NCBI's taxonomy places the organism in Eukaryota, Fungi, Basidiomycota, Tremellomycetes, Trichosporonales, Trichosporonaceae. The record is from RefSeq and is a predicted model, not a curated record. Gene Ontology annotation, cellular component: Lsm1-7-Pat1 complex; P-body.
UCAGCUCUCGUCGUCUCUCUACCGCGCUCCCUGCAUUCCACCCUCUUCCGAUACUCAGGAUGGAUGCGCUCAUCCAGUUCACGACGUCUGGCUCGCUCGUUGACCUUGUCGACAAGAAGGUCCUCGUCAUGCUUCGCGACGGACGCAAGCUCAUUGGUGUGCUCCGUUCGUAUGAUCAGUUCGCCAACUUCCUCCUCGAAUCAACCGUCGAGCGGCUACACCUGGGCCAUGAGUUCGCGGAAGCCGACAUCGGCGUGCUCUUGAUCCGCGGCGAGAAUGUUGUUGCGCUGGGCGAGAUUGACUUGAUCCUUGAGGAUGAGGUGCCCCUCCGACAGAUCUCUGAAGAGGAGAUGAAGGCCAAGCUGAAGGAGUUCGAGCGCCGGCGAGAACGGGAUAACAGCAUUAAAGACCGGGUCAUGACUUCAAUCGGGUUCGUGUCCGACCGGCAUGAGGGCGACGCGUACUAG